This is a messenger RNA of Ceratitis capitata (Mediterranean fruit fly), 386 nucleotides long. RefSeq lists its product as uncharacterized. The record is from RefSeq and is a predicted model, not a curated record. The transcript is spliced from 2 exons. The coding region runs from base 24 to 386 and encodes 120 amino acids. NCBI's taxonomy places the organism in Eukaryota, Metazoa, Arthropoda, Insecta, Diptera, Tephritidae.
GGAGUAUUGGAGAAAUAAGCAAAAUGCCGGAAAAGUGCCUUGAUUUUGCCAAAGGAAACCAAAGAGAGAAUUCCAUUGGUGUGAGUUCGAGCGACAGCGCCAAUAGUGUGUACAACUGUAAACAGGGAACUACUGUUAGCAGAUCGAAUUGCAUCCCAACGAAAUCACCAGAACAAAUCAAUUUCAAAAGUAAUCAUUACAAGCCAAAAGUAGACAGUGAAAGCCGCCGUCAUUCAGUGGACAGCGCAAGUUCUAUAUUCGAGACGAAAACGGGUUGUUGUUGUCCGAAUCAUUCAGAAGUUUCGAGAUUGUGUUGGAAAACAAAACGAAAACAAUUAAUUCGAGAAAGUUCGCAUGCUUCUGGUUUAACUAUUAAUGGUAUGUAA